Molecule: messenger RNA, 1719 nt
Organism: Cladophialophora bantiana CBS 173.52
Lineage: Eukaryota; Fungi; Ascomycota; Eurotiomycetes; Chaetothyriales; Herpotrichiellaceae
Exons: 1
Coding region: 1-1719 (572 amino acids)
Source: RefSeq, a predicted model, not a curated record
AUGAGGGAGAGGCGUCGACACCCCUCUGACCCCGGUAUGACUCCUCAGUACCAGUUCAUCGAUGAUGGUGCAGGAUGCCAGCCAGGGGAGCUCGCCAACGAGGUUGAUUUUGCCCAUCCACAAAACUGUAAUGACGGCAGUCGCUCUAGAUGGGCUGAAGACAUGCCACCUCCUUUCCACCGACAUCCUCAGCCUGGGACUCAACAAAGGGUUAGAGAUACACCACAACUGGUCCGAGAGCCACUCAGGUUAGUCGCUGAUGGCCCUUUCCAUACGCGUCCAAACAAUCCAGCUGCGGUAUACUCUCAAUUCCCAUAUCAUCUGCCCGAGGGACCAGCCUUUGGAACUGAAGUCAACUCUGGGGGCGGAGGGCGAGGUCCGGCAGCGAAACCAACACUUCAGCCUGGCUUUCUGCCAGGAAGUCGUCAAUUCGGGAAUGCCAUUUUUGGACAUGACGCUCCUAAGCCACAAGGACCCAAACUUCCUCCAUUUCGCAUUUAUUUUCACCAUAAAGAUGGACAACUUCCAGGUGAGCUGGUUCGCAGACUGUUUGACGUAGCCCAGGCUGAAUCAGCGACAGGGAUCCAUCAAAUAUUCGACCUUCCGAUAGUUCACUCAGAGAGUGCUUCACGGCAAAAUCGAAACCACCAAGGAAUGUCUUUUCCGACGGUAGAACAAUGGAUUGCGGGUGAAAAUUCACGUCCGACACGCAAGCGCUGGAGAGAAUCAUUUGAAGCGCAGGAUCCGCCGGAUGAGCCUGACUCUGUAUGCCAGUUGGCAACAGGGAUCAUUGAUCAUGUGCCAACUAGAAUGCGAGCAAAUGGCAUGUUUCAUCCGGCGCCGAAACGACGUAGGCGUUUCCCCAGUGGACUGUUCGAGAUUACCCCUGACGCAGAAGUGGUCUCUCCUACACGCAGGACCCCGGAAGGAAAGCCAGGCCAACGCGGUUCCCAGCCAGCACAGAAGCCAGCAAGUCAGCUCGUGCGUGUGUCGAGAAAUAUCGAGGCAAUUGCGCAAGCAAGGCUGAUUGCGAAGUUGGCGUCAGGACCAAGUUCUUCUAUUACUCAAACGGCUCAUGAAGUUUUUAGUGAAGAGCAGUGUGAAAUAAUAUUAUGGCUCGCCCUCCACGGAGUAUCGAGUUCGGUAAUUGCGCGCCUGCUGAGUGCCAAUAUCAGGAAACCCAGCAAUUUCAGGAACAGCUCGUUUGUGCCUGACGUUAACAGGUUGGUGCAGCACUUCAUCGCUGAGCUUGCAACAGGUCAAGAGAGAACAAAGAGGGCUGAUGAGAUGGUUGAACACUUGCUGCAACAGGGAGAUCGCCUAGGCUGGAGUCCUUAUCUUCUUCGGCGAGCGGUUGGUCUCACAACUUCUCCAGGGGACGAGGCCGCCCGAAUACAGGAGGUCCGAGAGAACGCAGUGGAGCGUCAAGCACUCCUUAAAUGGAGAAACAAUCACAUGGGCGAGAACCCGGUCGAAAGCACAUCUGGCAGACGAGCACGAGAGCAAGUGCUGGCGUUCCGGGGCUUGAUGAGAGAGGCAAUGGAGGAAGAAAUGUUGGAGCGACUUGGGUACCGUAAGGGCACUCACGAAGUGGAGAAAGUAUUGAUGAAGAAAUGGUUGCUCAAGAUCCGCGAACUUGGCAAGCUCCCCGAUCGCCUGGUUGAGGGUGAAGACGGAGCGCACAGCAUAGGGCUCGACGAAACUGGUACAUAUUCCUAA